This is a messenger RNA of Neltuma alba, 2659 nucleotides long. Its product is annotated as 1,4-alpha-glucan-branching enzyme 1, chloroplastic/amyloplastic-like. Bases 16 to 2208 code for a protein of 730 amino acids. Gene Ontology annotation, molecular function: cation binding; 1,4-alpha-glucan branching enzyme activity; hydrolase activity, hydrolyzing O-glycosyl compounds. Gene Ontology annotation, biological process: starch metabolic process; glycogen biosynthetic process. Lineage: Eukaryota; Viridiplantae; Streptophyta; Magnoliopsida; Fabales; Fabaceae. The transcript has 21 exons. The record is from RefSeq and is a predicted model, not a curated record. Gene Ontology annotation, cellular component: cytoplasm.
UUAAAGGAUCUAGCUAUGGAAGAUGAAAAUAAUUUCAAAAAUGGUGAAGCUGCAGCUACUGGUUACAGAGGUUUUGAGGAUGUACAAGUUUCUGCAGACACGGAAGUAAAAUUCGAAAGAAACGAAGUCGAACCCAAGAUUAUUCCUCCACCUGGCACUGGACAGAAAAUAUAUGUACUCGAUCCACUCUUGCAAACUUAUCGUCAGCAUCUUGAUUUCCGUUAUGGACAAUACAAAAGAUUGCGUCAUGAUAUUGACAAAUAUGAAGGUGGUUUGGAGGCUUUUUCUCGUGGUUAUGAAAGAUUCGGUUUCAAUCGAAGCGCCACUGGCAUUACUUACAGAGAGUGGGCACCUGCAGCUAAGUCUGCCUCGCUAAUUGGAGACUUCAACAACUGGAAUCCUAAUGCAAAUGUAAUGACACAGAAUGAGUUUGGCGUGUGGGAGGUCUUCCUGCCAAACAACGUAGAUGGUUCACCAGCAAUUCCUCAUGGUACUCGAGUGAAGAUCCGCAUGCAUACUCCCUCUGGCAUUAAGGACUCAAUUCCUGCUUGGAUCAAGUACUCUGUGCAGGCUGAGGGUGAAAUUCCUUAUAAUGGUAUAUACUAUGAUCCGCCAGAGGAGGAAAGGUAUGUCUUCAAACAUCCACGGCCAAGGAGACCCAAGUCACUUAGAAUAUAUGAGUCACAUGUUGGAAUGAGUAGUCCAGAGCCAAAAAUCAACACAUAUGCCAAUUUUAGAGAUGAAGUUUUGCCGCGCAUAAAAAAGCUUGGAUAUAAUGCAGUGCAGAUUAUGGCCAUCCAAGAGCAUUCUUAUUAUGCUAGCUUUGGGUACCAUGUUACAAAUUUCUUUGCACCUAGCAGCCGAUUUGGAACACCUGACGAACUGAAGUCUUUAAUUGAUAGAGCUCAUGAAUUAGGUCUGCUUGUUCUGAUGGAUAUUGUACAUAGCCAUGCAUCAAAUAAUACGUUGGAUGGACUGAACAUGUUUGAUGGAACUGAUAGCCAAUACUUCCAUUCGGGGUCACGAGGUUAUCAUUGGAUGUGGGAUUCUCGCCUUUUUAACUAUGGGAGUUGGGAAGUUCUGAGAUUUCUUAUCUCAAAUGCAAGAUGGUGGCUGGAUGAAUAUAAGUUUGACGGGUUCCGAUUUGACGGUAUCACGUCAAUGAUGUACAAUCAUCAUGGACUACAGGUAGCUUUUACAGGAAACUACAGUGAGUAUUUUGGAUAUGCAACAGAUGUUGAUGCUGUGGUUUACUUGAUGCUAGUUAACGAUCUUAUUCAUGGACUCUUCCCCGAGGCUGUUACAGUUGGCGAAGAUGUCAGCGGAAUGCCAACACUCUGUCUUCCUACGAAAGAUGGUGGGGUUGGCUUUGAUUAUCGCCUGCAUAUGGCUAUUGCCGACAAGUGGAUUGAACUUCUCAAGAAAAGAGAUGAAGAUUGGAGGAUGGGUGAUAUAGUGUACACACUCACCAACAGGAGGUGGUCGGAAAAUUGUGUGGCUUAUGCUGAAAGUCAUGAUCAAGCCUUGGUUGGUGACAAGACUAUUGCAUUUUGGUUGAUGGACAAGGAUAUGUAUGACUUCAUGGCUCUAGACAGACCAUCAAAUCCUGUCAUAGAUCGCGGCAUAGCAUUACAUAAAAUGAUUAGGCUUAUUACCAUGGCCCUUGGUGGUGAAGGGUAUCUGAAUUUUAUGGGAAAUGAAUUCGGCCAUCCUGAGUGGAUUGAUUUUCCAAGGGGUGAUCAGCGUCUCCCUAAUGGCAAAAUAGUCCCCGGAAACAAUAACAGUUUUGACAAGUGCAGGCGGAGAUUUGACUUGGGGGAUGCAGAGUAUCUAAGAUAUCGUGGGAUGCAAGAAUUUGAUCAGGCCAUGCAGCGCCUUGAAGAAAAAUUUAAUUUCAUGACUUCUAUGCACCAAUAUAUAUCAAGAAAAGACGAAGAUGACAAGAUAAUAGUCUUUGAAAGGGGCAGCCUCGUAUUUGUAUUCAACUUUCACUGGUCCAACAGCUAUUUUGAUUACAGAAUUGGCUGCUUAAAGCCCGGGAAAUACCAGGUUGUCUUGGAUUCAGAUGAUCCGUUGUUUGGAGGCUUCAAUAGGCUCGAUCAUACUGCUGAGUACUUCACCUCUGAAGGGUGGUAUGAUGAUCGUCCUCGUUCCUUUCUAGUAUAUGCACCUGCAAGAACAGCUGUGGUGUAUGCCCCUGCAGAUUAACUUGAAGGCUAAGCCACUGUUAAGAAAACUUCGUGCAGGCCCGUGCAUGUGGGAAGCACGAUAUGUUUGGAAAUUCCCUCCUACUCAAAUUCGACCAACACAUUUGCUCCUCGAGUUUAAACCCCCCCACCCCCCCCCCCCCCGGGGGGGGGGGUUAGCAUAGAAGCAGAAUAUCGAUCACUGUGGAACGCUAUUAAUUUUUGUGAGGCUCGAAGUCUUGUAUUGUACUACGUUCAGUAUGCCCUUCUAGGUAUUCCUUGCAAUAGGCAUUCUGUUACAGUGGGAUACAAGUAAAGUUCAAAAGUACAGUCCUUGUUUUCACGGCAACCUGUCCAAUAAGUGCAACCUCGGCAUUUUGGAAACGAGUCUGGACGCGUCAGUAAUUUUACAAUGAUAUACACUGAGGUCAAAUAAUGAUGAUUUACCGUGCUGAUUUGGCCGGGGAACUCCA